This is a messenger RNA of Cuscuta campestris, 942 nucleotides long. NCBI's taxonomy places the organism in Eukaryota, Viridiplantae, Streptophyta, Magnoliopsida, Solanales, Convolvulaceae. The record is from the annotation of a GenBank genome assembly.
AUCCAUAUAUAUGUUCAAGUUUCAAGAAGAAUUGGUAGAUCUUGUUUCAUCAAGUAAGGUGACAAAAAAUAAACUCCAUGGACUGGUUUUCAUGGCUGUGCAGAACAGGAUUGGACCCCACACUGGUCUAUGAGUAUGGUUCAGUCUUUGCCCAGAAUCUGCUUGAGGAAGAAGACAUUCCCCACUUCAACCAUGAAUUCCUCCAGAGCAUGGGAAUCUCCAUAGCCAAACACAGGCUUGAAAUCCUCAAGCUCGCCGCCAAGAACAAGCGCCGCCGCACUAAACCCAUCUCCCGGCGGCUUCUUCUCGCCGUCAAACGCACCGGGAACUUUCUCUUUCAGUACUUUCGCGGUUUCAGCGAAGACUCUGCUCUCGCCAUUGUUCCUGCAAAAACAGAGCAGAAAACAGAGCAGAAGAAGAGGAGGAAGAAGAAGAAGAUGAAGAAGAAGAUGAUGAUGAAGAAGAACGAUUCUACGUUGUUGCUGAUGUCUUCAUUGUCUUGUAGUCCGAGGAUUAGUAGUAGCUUUUCUGGGCAAAUGGUUUGUGAUCAGAUGAAGAAGAAGAAGGUCAACAAUGGCGGAGGAGGAGGAGGAGAUUGUUGGCCGUCUUCCAAGGUUGAAGAAGCAGAGAUCAGAUGGGAUGCCAUGUUCAAGAACUUGAAGCCAACUUGAAAAGGGUGUGAUUCUUGAUUGAUUGGUGAAGAAAUCAAGGCACGGUCAGGAAUCGGGAUUUGUCAAGACAUAGAUCAGAUGAACAUGAGAUGCGACCGCGGUGGUCAUAUAGAUUUCGGUCUCAUAGUGGUGUGUGAUUUUCGACAUGACAUAUGAUCCAUGUCGUUCUGAUCAUUGUUUUUUUUACUUUUAAAAGUUUGACUUUUACAUGUAAAAAGAUAUUGUUUUGAUAAUUGAUAACUUUAUUUAUAAAUGAAGUAUUUUUUUUAUA